AUGUCAUUCUCAGUCGAAACAACACCUAAUCAUUACACUGAAUAUGAAAUCUUUUCUUCCACUCGAUUUAACCAACUUGGCCAACAAUUGCUUUCUUUAAUCAAUCCAAAACAUGGAACAAAACCAACUGAAGCGGAACCAGAAUCAGAACCAAAUACGCGAAACGUGAUUCAACAACCCUCCGAUCUUUGUCGAAGGCAUCAACAGCAGCCAGCGUAUUAUUUUGCCAAUCAAGAUAUUCUCAGUCAAAUCACUGACAGUUUUCUUUCACAUAAAUCAGUCUUACCAUUCACAGCACCACCAAUCAAUAACCCUAAGGAUGGCGAUGAACAAAUCACUUCAUCCGUUCUCGAUUGGCAAACGAAUAAACAACCAAAAGAUUCAUCUCAGUAUCUUUCCUCGCAGAUCAUAACAAUCGUACAGUGUCGUUUAAAAGUUACUAGUGCCAUGUCAUCGUCAUCUAAUCGACCUGGACGGCACGCCGUCCGUCUAUUUAUUGACUAUCAACAACAUAAACAAAUGGAUACAUUUCUAGAUAUCGUCAACGAAGCACUCCUACUCGAUCAUGACACGAUUAAAACACUAUGGGAUAUCAAAGGUCAACAAAUAACUGAUCCAAUAGAUUUACUACGUCGUGGUCGAUUGUAUUUUGCCUCGCGUGAUGAAGAUAUGGUUCUUGAUGAAUGUAAUGUGACUGAUGAAGAUAUUGCCUCCAUCAAUCGACUGGAAACAGUUCGUCAUCAAUUGCGUCAACAAGCAUAUUUUAUUGAUAAGCCUUCUUCGGUUGACAGAGCACGUAGCACAUCUCGACGAAGUACACCAUUUCAUGUAGACGAUCGUCGUUCAUCGUCAGUGCACGGACAACAGGCGACAGAUCUUGAUUUGCAAACAUGUCCAGAAGUCUUAUUACGCCAUUACAGUGUGGGUGAUGUAUUAGGUGAUGGAAGAUUCUCUUGUGUUUACGAAUGUCGAGAUAAGGCAACAGGAAUUCAGUUAGCUUUGAAGAUUAUUGAUAAAACAAAAUGUGAAGGAUACGGAUAUCUUAUCGAAAAUGAAUUGGCCAUUCUACGACGUGUCAAACAUCCAAAUAUAAUUAAACUCGUAGAAGAAUUUCAAACAGAUCUCCAAUAUUUCCUCGUCUUCGAAUACGUAUCAAACGGUGAUUUAUUAACUGCUGUAACAACCAUGAAUAAAUACAGUGAGCAUGAUGUUGCGUUAAUGUUGAGUCAAAUUGCUGCUGCAUUAAAGCAUCUGCAUUCAUUGAAUAUCGUCCAUCGCGAUGUCAAAUUAGAUAAUAUUUUGAUUGCAAAUCAUUCUGAUCAAAGUGUCACAUUGAAAUUGGCCGACUUUGGUUUAGCACAUUGUUUAACGGACGAAAUACCGACAGUAGCACCGAAACAUGAAGAAAGUGGUUUGUGUGGUACUCCGAUGUAUCUCGCGCCUGAAGUGAUUGAAAAUAGAGAUUAUCGAAUUGAAAAUGACAUGUGGUCAUUGGGUAUCAUCACAUUUACUCUUCUGAGUGGUUUGGCACCAUAUGAUGGAGAUAACGAUGAUGAAAUUAUAUUUAAUGUGAUCAAUCAUACUAUUGAUUUUAAUCUCUUACCGAAAAUCUCCAUGGAAUGUCGAGAAGCUCUCGCAUCAAUGCUUGAACGUGAUCCAACAAAACGAAUCAGUGCUAACGAAUUAUUACAACAUCCAUGGAUCAAACGAGAAAUGCAAAAACGACUCGAACCAAUACAUCAUGAUUCAUUUACACGACGUCGAAAGAAAGGAGGAUCACAACAGCCAUUGCUUACUUUUUCUUCUGUUGAAACUCCACAUUCGAUUCAAGCAUCGAAAACAGGCGGCUUUAUGGGCGAUAUUAAUGAACUAUGA
This is a messenger RNA of Adineta ricciae, 1875 nucleotides long. The record is from the annotation of a GenBank genome assembly. Lineage: Eukaryota; Metazoa; Rotifera; Eurotatoria; Adinetida; Adinetidae.